AUGUCUAUAGAAAGACCUCUGCGAGUAUCUCUUUAUUGGGGAGGUAAAAUACACUAUGAAGAUGGGUCAAUUUGUUAUUUGCCUCGUACUUCCAACCGUACAUUCUCAUUACGGCAUAGAAUUGGAUAUGAUGAGCUGGUGGAUAGAAUUUAUGAAUACAUGGGGGUCGAUAGGGGGCUGUUCAAGUUGAAUUUAUUUCUCCGCCAACCUUGUGGCCGUACUUCUUAUAAUGUCUCUCCAGUGGUGGAUGAUGAAACUCUGGAGAUAAUGGACGUGGUAGAGCCACGGUUCACGUCAGGCUUAAGGACGGAUGUUGAAUAUGUUGAAGGCCUUGACUCGAUUCAAAGUUUUAGAGACCACGUAUCGCCGAAUCAUGUGCCUUCUUAUGGGUUCGAUUCGACUGCUGGUCCAAGUCAUUGUAACACAUUGAUAGAUGAUGAUUUGGAAAAUGAUGUAGAAGAUGUGGAAGAAUCUGAGUCGGUAGAUGUGUCAGACAGUGACUCAGAUGGCGAAAAUGAAAGACGUGUAGUCCACCAGGAUCUUGGGAACCAACAGCCCUUUGCUGCAUUUGCCAACCUUUCGUAUGUUCCACGAGGAUUCGAAUUCUUCUCUAACCUUGGAAAUAUAAAUGAUGACGACCAAUUCACUGAUGAAAGUGGGUUGGAACGUAUUGUGACAUUUAGUGAGGAUAAUAAUCACAUAUGUCUACAUAUGAGAUUUGAGAGCAAACAACAGCUGAGCAGGGCUAUUAGAAUGUGGUCUAUCAAUCAUAAUAGGGAGUUUAGGGUUGUUGAGAGCAAGAGUAAUACUUGGGUUGCCAAAUGUAAAUCUGCAUUUGAAAGGAGCACCACCACUGUGGCCAACGUAUCGUAUCCUCCAUGCGACUGGUGUGUCCGAGCAGUGAAAAAAAAGACUCAUGGACUGUGGCAAAUAACCAAAUGGGUCAACGACCAUAAUUGUGUUGGUGAUUUGAUGAGUAAUAGCAAUGCUAGUCUUACAUCUUCGGUUAUUGCUAGACACAUAGUUCGUAGCAUUGAAGAUGAUCCUGGGUUUAAAGUAAAGAAUAUAGUAAGCCAUGUCAAGAAAGUUUUGAAGGUGGACGUGUCCUAUAAAAAGGCUUGGUACGGCAGACGCAAAGCUAUUGAACUUAUAUUUGGUUCUUGGGAUGCCAAUUUUGCUGAACUGCCGAAAUAUGUUGAUGCACUUAUGCAGUCAAAUCAGGGAUCUGUGAUCAGGUGGUUGCACCAUUCUGAUAGUACGGAUCGUCUGAAGACAUUUAAGUAUGUCUUCUGGGCUUUUGGACCGGCUAUUGAUGCAUUUCACAUGUGUCGACCGGUUAUAUGUGUUGAUGGCACUCAUCUGCGGGGCGAAUAUAAAGGCAAACUACUUGUUGCAGUUACGCAAGAUGCCAACAACCACAUUAUUCCGCUAGCCUAUGCCAUUGUCGACGAAGAAACUAUUUGUAGUUGGUCUUGGUUCAUGGAACAACUAAGAUACAAUGUGGCCCGUGAUCGGUAUCCUAUUUGUGUCAUUUCGGAUCGGCAUAAUGGUAUCAUCCAUGCCAUGACACAUUAUGACUAUUGGCAAGAACCUUUGACCUUUCAUAGAUUUUGUCUACGACACGUUAGGAGUAACCUAAUGAGUCACUUCAAAGGCUUGCACCUUAGAAGGUUAUGUUGGGCAAUGGGAAAAGCCAGACAAUUGCGCAAGUGGCGGGCAUUCAAACGAGAAUUGAGGAACAUGUUUCCAGAUGCAUGGAGUUAUCUGUCUAACAUUGGAGCUGAGAAGUGGUGUCUAACACAUGACGGUGAGAACCGUUGGGGUAUUCUUACAACCAACAUUUCCGAAAGUUAUAAUAAUGUACUUAGAGGAGCUCGUCAUUUGCCUAUCCGGGCUUGUAUUGAUAUGACAUUUCAUCGGACUGUUGAGUUGUUUAAAACAAGAAGAGAGGAUGCUAGACAUUGCCGUUAUCCAUUUCCUCCAAAGAUAUGA
Messenger RNA from Coffea arabica (coffee), 1992 nucleotides. The record is from RefSeq and is a predicted model, not a curated record. NCBI's taxonomy places the organism in Eukaryota, Viridiplantae, Streptophyta, Magnoliopsida, Gentianales, Rubiaceae.